CCGCGCAAGUCCCCGAAUCCAGCUCCCAGUCCCCGACGUCUCCGGGCUUCCCUCUCGCCGCUUCUGCGCCUCGCUCAGCCUCUAGCGGUCCCUCCUUCUCUCCUCCAUGGCGUCGCUCCUGUGCUGUGGGCCUAAGCUGGCCGCCUGUGGUAUCGUCCUCAGCGCCUGGGGCGUGAUCAUGUUGAUAAUGCUCGGGAUAUUCUUCAAUGUCCACUCCGCUGUGUUAAUUGAGGAUGUUCCCUUCACAGAGAAAGAUUUUGACAGGGACGGCCCUCAGAAGAUAUACAGCCUGUACGAGCAAGUCAGCUACAACUGCUUCAUCGCCGCCGGCCUCUACCUCCUCCUCGGCGGCUUCUCCUUUUGCCAAGUUCGGCUAAAUAAGCGAAAGGAAUACAUGGUGCGCUAAAGCGCAGCCCGGCUCUCCCUCCCCACCCGCUCCCCUAUUUAAAGACUCCUCAGCCCGUCUGUCCCACCUAUCUGGCGUCCCCUGGGACCUGCAAAUUCUGCUCCGGGCCCGAGCGCGCCCUGGACUACAAUAAAAAGAAGCGAUUCUCCUAA
Arvicola amphibius (Eurasian water vole) is the source of this 558-nucleotide messenger RNA. RefSeq names its product ribonuclease K (gene Rnasek). The coding region runs from base 107 to 406 and encodes 99 amino acids. The transcript is spliced from 3 exons. Gene Ontology annotation, molecular function: RNA endonuclease activity. The record is from RefSeq and is a predicted model, not a curated record. Lineage: Eukaryota; Metazoa; Chordata; Mammalia; Rodentia; Cricetidae.